AUGGCUUCAUACACACAAUCACCGCCGCAGAAUGGCUUCUACGAGUCUUCUGUGCCGCACCCACCUGAGGCCCUCCAGAACAGGGGCUUUGGCAAUGCUUCGCAACACGAUUUCGCCCAUGGCGAAAAGCCGCUCACUGUUGGAAACACUGUCGGUCACCCGACCCCUAUUACCCUCGAGGACGGAGGCGUCUAUCGCUCCACGUCCAGCGCCUCGACUGCUGCAUACACUGGCAUGACUCCGUCGCGUGGUGGCACUCUCAAGAAGAAGGCCAGUGUCAGCCGUAAGUCUAGUCUUGGUCGCAGCGGCAGUCGCAGAAGUCUCGCUGCAGGAAGCAUUGCUGGUGUUGGUACACCGGGCGCCCAUGACGACUACAACAGCGCCUUGUCCACUCCCAUUCCUACCCAUGGUAGUCCGACCGAUAUUCUUGCCAACCGCUUCCAGGGUAUCUACGACUCACGCAGCAAGUCCUUGUUGAAGGUUUCGAAUGUCUUGUCCAACUUCACACACCCAUCCGUUUUCAUCACCGAUGGUGGCCUUGCAGACGCCUCGCGCAUUCUGGGUGACUACCACAAGCACUCUGUCGCUGAAUCGAACAAAUCGCGCGACAUCGAGCAGGAUGUCAUCUCCGCUCUGACUGGUCUAAGAGCCGAUCUGGCCCAGAAGAUCAAAGAGAUCAAGAGUCUUAAUGGCGACUUCAAGAACUCGGUCGACAAGGAAAAGGACGCGACGCGCAAGGCUGUUGACGCUCUUGCUGAGGCCUUGCAACACGCAGACCAUGGUGACAGCAGCAAGACGGAUCCUUUCAUUGUCCGUUUGGGUGUGGACCGCAUGGUUGAGAAACAGAUUGAUGAGGAGAACUACCUGCACCGCGCAUACCUCAACCUUGAGAACUCGGGCCGCGAAUUGGAAUCCAUCGUUGUGGGCGAGAUACAGAAGGCCUACAAUGCCAUGGCCAGCAUCCUCAAGCGCGAGGGCGAUGAUGCUUACAAUACUGUCGAGCAGCUCCGUGGAGGACCCAUCGCCAUGCCCAAAGAUCUCGAGUGGUCGCGCUUCGUCGAGACUGACCCCCACUUUGUCAACCCUAGACUGCCUCUCCGCCGUAUCGAGGACAUUGACUACCCAGGAAAGAAUUCCCCUGCAGCCGCAGAGGUUAGAGCUGGUAUGCUCGAGCGCAAGAGCAAGUAUCUCAAGAGCUACACUCCUGGCUGGUACGUUCUAUCGCCAACUCACUUGCACGAGUUCAAGUCGGCCGACAAGAUCUACUCGCAACCUCCUGUCAUGUCUCUCUAUCUCCCCGAUCAGAAGCUGGGUUCUCAUUCUGAGCCCGGAUCCUCGUCGCACAAGUUCAUGCUCAAGGGCCGUCAAAGUGGUGGCAUGCACCGCGGCCACUCGUGGGUCUUCCGCGCCGAGUCGUACGAGACCAUGAUGGCUUGGUUCGAAGCCAUCAAGAUCCUGACCGAGAAGACUGGCGAAGAGCGCAACGCCUUUGUCCGCCAGCAUGUGCGCAGCAUCAGCCAGAACAGCCACCGCAAUAGCAUCAGCAGUGACGGUCUUGAGGAGGACGAAGCUGACCAGGUCCCUUACUCUGCCCAAUCCAGCGUCAUUAACCAGCCUAUUGGCGAGAAUCGUCUCCAGCGCCCCGUCCCAGGCGGUCGCUUCCCGUCUGAUCUCCAGAUUCCUCGUGCUAUGGCCGCAUCGCCUGACAGCGAGUCUGAUGAGCCCGACCACAGCACCAUUCCUGGUGUGACUCCUCUUCCCAAUGUAGCCGUCGUUGAACCUGCUCGUUACGAUGACAACCCCUACCGACUCCAGGGUAUUUCUACCCACGAGGAACAGCCUGCACAGCCAAGAGUACCCUUCACCUCGGCCACUCCUGGCUCUGUCGCCCAUGCUAGAGAGACUAUGCCUCUCAGAGAGGAAGCAUCCACACCUGAGUCUUACCAGCCCAACCCUGUUGACAACUUCAACCAAACCAAUUCGGCUCCUCAGAACAACAUGGUUCAACCUACUCAGACGUUUGUCUUGCCCGUCCAACAUGCAGCUCCAGCUCACCAGCUCCAGCCCGAUGUUCCAAUAAGCCCCAUCGAGCAGCCGCAAUCUCUAGCUCCUGCCAACAAACCGAUGAGACAGAACACAAACUACAGCGAGUGGAUGGCCCCCGCAGCUGCAGGACUCGGUGCCGGCGUUCUUGGCUCUGAAGCCUACCACCAUCAACAGAACAAGAACCUGCCUUCUAACAACCCCAUCGCUGAAGAACAGCAGACCCCUUACGAAGAUGAGCGCCCUCGCGAUUUGACCGGUGGUCACACCACCAUGCCCACUUCCAACGAAGCUGCCACCACCAACCCUUCGGCAUAUGCUGCCAACAGCGGCAUUUCGGGUGCCACAUACACUGGUACUGCUCCCUUUCCUGUCAUGAUUCCCAACUCGUCCAACGUUCCCCAAUCGCCCGAGUUCGUUUCUUAUAGCGCUUCCACAUAUGGUGCUGAGACUCCUGGAGCUCAAAGCUCUGACGGUCUCGGUGGCCUCGAGCGCGAGGGUGCUCACGAGACCGGGGCUUUUUUCCCUAAGGUCGUCAGACACGACACCGACAUGAGCGUUAGCAAGCUCCAUGUCCCUGGCGAGUUUCCUCCUCCUACUCCCGGAUUCGCCCCUACUGAGGACAAGGCUGAGAGAUCGCUGUCUCCUCGUCCUACAGUGGGCUCGCACGGCACAUUCAUCGCCCCCACUGCUUGGGACUUGGCAAGAGAGUAA
Aureobasidium vineae is the source of this 2757-nucleotide messenger RNA. Lineage: Eukaryota; Fungi; Ascomycota; Dothideomycetes; Dothideales; Saccotheciaceae. The record is from the annotation of a GenBank genome assembly.